AUGAUAAUUAAUAUUUCAAAAUUAGAUAGUGAUAUAAAAUAUCAAAUUUAUAUUCAACAAUGCGAAAUUGAUAAUAAUAGUGAACAAGAUACAAUUGACCAUAAAUAUUUUUGUAAAUUUUUAUCAGAUGAUUUUAAAUCUAAAAUUAUCAAUAAAAAUGAAAUAGAAUCAUAUAAUUUCACAUUAUAUUUCAUAAUAAAUUUAAUAAACUGUUUUAAUUUAAUAUUUUUUAAUAUAACAACAACAUCACCAACAAAAACAACAACAACAACAACACCAACACCACCAAUAUUAACAACAAAAGGAAAUAAAGAAAUAAUAACAACAAAAAAUUUAAAACAAAAAGUUAAAGAAUCUUUUAAAUUAUUUUUAAUUUAUUUAAAUAAUGAAAAUUUCAUUAAAAAAAUAAUAAAAUCAUUAAACAGUAAUGAAGUUUUAGAUAUAAUUAAUAAUAAUAAUAAUGAUAAUAAUAAUAAUAAUAAUGAUGAUGAUGAUAGUAAUAUUAAUAAUAACUCAUAUGAAAUAUUGCAAUGGUUGAAAGAAUCAAUAGAUAAUUCAAUUUUUAAUGGUUGUGAAAUGUUAAGAAGGAGAGAACUUUCAAAUUAUUAUAAUAAUAAUAAUAAUAAUAAGAAGAAUAGUAAUAAUGAAGAUGACGAAAUUAAAUUAUUAGGUAUUGAUAUUAAUAAAGAAGAUAGUAGAAUUAUUAAAGUUUAUAAUGAAAAAGAUGGUCAACUAUCAAAAGAUUAUAAUUUUAAAUUUGAUGUUAUUGAUGAAUAUGAAUCAUUCUCACAUCCAUUCAUAUAUAGUGUUAAAAGUAGAUGGUAUGAAAAUUAUAGAAUAGGUUAUAAUUCAAUAGUACCAAAUAUUGAAAUAUUUAAAAAAUCAUUUUCAAUGUUUACUUUUGAUUUAUUAGAUGGUAUUGAUUGGGGUAGUUAUAGUGGUGAUGAUGAUAAUAAUGAUAAUAAUAAUGAAAAUUAUACAAAAGUUGUAGUUUAUGGUGGUUGUAUAUUAUCAUGUUUAGAAACAUUCCCAGGUGAUGGUAUAAAAUUAGUUAAAGAUUAUAUAGAGAUGAAAAGAAUUGAAAGAUUAAUUUUUAAAUUACCAUUACCAAAAUAUCUUUUAAAGAGAAUUACAAGAUUAGUACAUGAUGAUUAUUCAUUCAUAAGGUCAAUCAAUGAUAAACAACAAUCAUUAGAUUCACCAUACUAUAGGUCUGAUAUUGAUAUCUCAAUCAUUUCAAACUCUUUAGAAGAUGCAAAUAAAAAAUUAAAACAAGUAUCUUCAAAAAUUAUUGAAAAUUUACAUUCAACAUAUGGUUAUGAUAAUUGUGAUUAUAGAUUUGUUAGAACUCCAAAUUCAAUUAGUAUAGUUUAUUCAAUAAAUAAUAAUAGUAAUAAUAAUGAAAAUAAAAGAACAAGAAUAAUUCAAUUGAUUAUUAUUAUAACUAAAACUAUUGAACAACAAAUUCUAUUUCAUGAUAUUGAUUGUAUAUCAUUAUGUUACGAUGGUGAUAAUGUUUAUUUACAUGAAAGAUCAUUAAGGGCUUUGAAAACUCGUACAAAUUUAAUAUCAAUUAAAACGUUAACUCAUUCCUAUAGUAGAUUAUUAAAGUAUUCAUUAAGAGGUUUCAAUUCAAUUUGUUAUCAACUCUGCGAACAUAUACCUCGUUGUGAUCAAAAGGAAAUACUCUAUAAACAUGCAAAAGAAAUCAAUCAAAUCUCAUUGGAAAAACAUAAUCAAAUUUUAAAUGAUCCAACAAUCAUCACAAGAAAAGAUUUAUUAGAAUAUCAAACUAUCGAUUUCCCAUUAUUAGAUUCUUUUGAAAAUAUUUUAACUUUUCUUCAAAAUGAAUUACCUGGUCUUUAUGGUCAAUCUUUUGAUGAUUUAAUUCAUUUAGAUAAUGAUUUAAAUUUACAAAAAACAAAAUUUGGUACUUUAAAACCAAUUCAGUUUAAAAUUUUAUAA
This is a messenger RNA of Dictyostelium discoideum AX4, 1965 nucleotides long. RefSeq lists its product as hypothetical. The coding region runs from base 1 to 1965 and encodes 654 amino acids. The record is from RefSeq and is a predicted model, not a curated record. Lineage: Eukaryota; Evosea; Eumycetozoa; Dictyosteliales; Dictyosteliaceae. The transcript has a single exon.